ACAACAAAUACAGUUGGAUUGGGAUUAGCUCAAUUAGUUAGGAGAAGGCCCAAUACUCACUUUCUCUCUCUCUGUCUCUCUCGUUCUCUCCGAGUCAACACCCGGUGACUCUGUACGCCAUAACUUUACCUAUAGAUACAAGUAGUGUGUAUGAAUCCGAUUGAGGAUAGUAAUCGGACGCUAAUGGAACAGCAAGACGGCGGCGCUGGCCUUACGAAGUCGGCGGCGGUUGGGGCGUGCACUGCCAUGGCCGUGUUUUACGUUGCAAUCCUAUAUUCUCCGACGCUGAUUCUUCGAUUACCCCCGCCGAAUUCCUUCAAAUCCUUCAUGAUUCGACGCUUCGUAUGCGCCGGUGUGUCCUCCCUCGUCUCCCUUAUCGUCUGUUCUCUCAUCCUCCCUAUAAGAAGGUGGGAUGCAUCAAAUCUUUUGUGGGUGUAUGGCAUCCGAGUGGAUCACAUUUGGCAAUCUUUGGUCUUUCCUCUUUCUCUGACUUCCUUCAUGUAUUCUGGAUCCUUUGCCUGGAAGCUCUUGUCAAUGCUCCAAGCAAGCAAUGAACAUUUGAAUAGUGGUGGAAAUGAAUUGGUUAGCAGUUUCCGGAAGCUCAUUGAUUGGGUACUUUCACUGACUUCCAGUGUGUCAUCCUGGCGGAACUAUUUUGUGGCACCACUUACAGAAGAGUUGGUAUUCAGAGCUUGUAUGAUUCCUCUGCUACUUUGUGGAGGUUUCAGUACCUACACUGUCAUAUUUCUCUGCCCCAUAUUUUUCAGUUUAGCUCAUUUGAACCACUUACUGGAGUACUAUUACCAACAUAACUGCAGCUUAAUCAAAGCUUGCAUGGUUGUAGGUGUCCAGCUAGGGUACACUGUCAUCUUUGGGGCAUAUGCAUCGUUUCUUCUUGUGCGUACUGGGCAUCUAACUGCUCCACUGAUCGCUCACAUAUUUUGCAACUUUAUGGGCUUGCCUGUGAUAGUGUCCCGUGGAUCUGGAUUAGUAACUGUUGCAUUUGUGAUGGGGAUGCUGGGUUUCUUCUGGAUGCUUUUCCCAUUCACAAGUCCACAUUUAUAUAACAGUAGGACUGACAAUUGCAAGUGUUGGCAUAGAUAUUGUCAUUGGACCUAACACUAAAACACGAUUUUGUGAAAAAGGUUGCUGUGAGUUGGUGGUCUGAGGGGAUGAUAUUGGUAGUACUUUUAUUACUUCCCUCCAUUUGUGGAGAUACUGCUGUAUUUUUCGAGCAGCUUAUAAUGUUCUGUAAUGUUGUACUAUUACACAACUUGAUUCUUGAGUAUGGAGUGGGUAAACAAAGAAAAAUGAGGUCAAAAGCAAAUGACGGCUGUACCAUUCUUGCAGGGUCGAAUUAUCAGAAAUAUAUGAUGACUCUAGACCAUACAGCAUUUA
Sesamum indicum (sesame) is the source of this 1398-nucleotide messenger RNA. RefSeq names its product farnesylated protein-converting enzyme 2 (gene FACE2). Gene Ontology annotation, cellular component: endoplasmic reticulum membrane. Gene Ontology annotation, biological process: CAAX-box protein processing. NCBI's taxonomy places the organism in Eukaryota, Viridiplantae, Streptophyta, Magnoliopsida, Lamiales, Pedaliaceae. The record is from RefSeq and is a predicted model, not a curated record. Gene Ontology annotation, molecular function: metalloendopeptidase activity.